UUGUGGCAUGAAUCACAUCAGCGGAGCUUCAAAAUCUGUCACCCCAGUGUUUGCUGAGGGGACAAGAGUGCUCACCAACAAGAGCUCCUUCAUUAUGCACCUUAAAACUUAGACGGUCGUAAAACACUGCUCUGGACUAAAAUGUAUUCUACAAGAAGGAAGAGGCUGCAGCUGAGUCGGUUUCUGUUUCUGCUUUCUGGAGUUUUUCUGUGCACCAUUUACCAACUGACCAUUAGCACCAGACUGUCCAGGACUUAUCCACUACCUCAGAUUGGAGAGACUUUUGAAGAGGGCUCAACAGAAGGGCUGGAUGAAGUCACCAUAAAGACAGAAGGGUUAGAAGAACCCCUCACUGCAACUCAUGACCCAGAGCCUACAGACCAGACAACACCUACAAUAAAUGGGGCAAACAAGUAUGAAACUACUUCAGAUUUGAAGUCAUCGACUCCAACUGAUGUUCCACAAGUGACGACCACAAACCGGACUUUAGUGUACUGCAUCUAUGUGGCCCCCGAUCCUCCGCUCCCUACUCCAGUUCCGGCUCCUCCUCUCACCACCAUCACUCCUGCUUCUCCUGAUGAGGCCCCACAUGUUAAGGGUGAAUACCCUGAGGACAUCUUCUCUGUGGAAGACCGCAGACGCGGCUGGGUGAUCCUGCACAUAUUCGGGAUGAUGUACAUGUUUGUGUCACUUGCAAUUGUGUGUGAUGAGUUCUUUGUUCCUGCGCUGGGGGCAAUCACAGAGAAGUUAGGUAUCUCUGAUGAUGUGGCAGGAGCCACCUUCAUGGCAGCCGGAGGUUCUGCCCCGGAGCUUUUCACAUCCUUGAUCGGCGUCUUCAUAGCCCACAGCAAUGUCGGCAUUGGCACAAUAGUUGGUUCGGCAGUUUUUAACAUUUUGUUUGUGAUUGGAAUGUGUGCCUUGUUUUCCCGGGAGGUGCUUCAUCUGACCUGGUGGCCACUGUUCAGGGAUGUAUCGUUCUACAUAUUUGACCUGAUCAUGCUCAUCAUCUUCUUUCUGGACAAUGUCAUCAUGUGGUGGGAGAGCAUGAUGCUGGUGGCUGGUUACACGCUCUAUGUGAUAUUUAUGAAGUUCAACGUGCAGCUCGAGCAGGCCUUUAAAAACCAACUCUACAAACACAGAGACAUUGUCAGAAUCAUUGCUGUGGAGGAGCCUGAAAAGACAAAUGGGGACGGUGAAGACAGUGUCCCUCCUGCUCCUGAGGACCAGACCCGGUUAAAGUUGAAACCAUCUCUACAGAGAGGGGGGAGUUCAGCUUCUUUACACAACAGUACCAUGAGGAACACCAUCUUCCACCUCAUGAUUCACACCUUGGACCCUCUUGGAGAAGGGAAAUUUAAAGAUAAGGCACACAGUUUGACUAAUGUAGCCAGUCGGAAAGAAAAGAGCAAAACUCAAGAGAAAAAUGAAGGUAAAAAGAAUGAGCAGACCACGCAGCCAGAGCCUGCGCCAGCUAAAGAUACAGAGAAGAAGGAGCAACCAGAGGACAUGAGGGUACCCUCCAAACACAGCUUUAGGCACAGUACAGAGCUUAAAAAAAGUCUCUUAAUUCCACUUCAGGAGAAGGUUCCACCGGAUGAGCAGGAGUCGGACGACUCUGAAGAUUCGGAUAGUGAUGACAGUAGCAGUGAUGAAGACAGUGAUGAGUCCAGUGAGGAUGAAGAUCCUGAUGAUGAUGACGAUGAAGAAGAGCAGGACGAUGAGCCUCUGUCUUUGGAAUGGCCGGACACGUGGCAGAAACAAACCACCUUCCUCUUCUUACUGCCUAUAGUUUUCCCCUUGUGGCUCACUCUCCCUGAUGUUCGGAACCAGAAAUUCAGAAAAUUCUUUGUGGUCACAUUUCUGGGCUCGAUUCUGUGGAUUGCAAUUUUCUCCUACCUCAUGGUGUGGUGGGCUCAUCAGGUGGGGGAAACCAUCGGCAUCUCAGAGGAGAUAAUGGGCCUCACCAUCCUGGCUGCAGGCACGUCCAUUCCUGAUCUUAUAACCAGUGUGAUUGUGGCACGAAAAGGCCUGGGAGACAUGGCCGUAUCCAGCUCUGUGGGCAGCAACAUCUUUGACAUCACUGUGGGUCUGCCGGUGCCGUGGCUCCUGUACUCGGUUGGCCACGGUUUUGCUCCAGUGGCCGUCAGCAGCAACGGACUGUUCUGUGCCAUCGUGCUCCUCUUCCUAAUGCUCCUCUUUGUCAUCAUCUCUAUUGCAACCUGUAAGUGGAAGAUGAACAAGGUGCUGGGUUCCACCAUGUUUCUCCUCUACUUCAUCUUCCUGGUGCUGAGUGUGAUGCUGGAGGAUCGGAUCAUCAUCUGCCCAGUGUCCAUCUGAACUGAGGCCCUCAGGAACUCUGACCGAUACCCAUGUAUGUCACUCUGUGUACUGUAAUCAUGUGUACUGGGAGCGUCUGGAUCAUUUAUCCUGAUUUUCUGGGUUAUGUUCCAUAUUUACUUUUAGCAAUUAAAGGCAGCAAUAACUGUUUUUAUAACAGCAGUAAAUGAUAAACCGAUUCUAUUUUAGUACAAAAUGUAAAUGAACAACAAUGUUCAGGAAAAAAAGGCUUCAAAGGAUAUAAUUAAAGCUGAGGGUUAGCUGUAAUUAACACAUUGUAAAAGGAAGUCAGGAGUGGCAGAGAAGUAUGUGAGGGUGGAGCAGGACACUGAGAUGGAAUGACAAGUGGGUUCAAGUUAAGAGUGGGGUUACCUCUCUCCGUUUGCUAGAGUGAUUGACAGGUUGACAGAUGACAUCAGACAGGAGACUCCAUGGUCACGAUGUUUGCAGAUGACAUUGUUCCAACACAUCUGUGGUGAAAGUAGGGAGUAAGUGGGAAGGGAGGACACAUAUCACAUAUUUUUUUCCAAAUAGGAAAAAAAGAAACAAAAAUAUAACUUCCAUCAUAACAUCCACAGAAUAAAUGUUUAUUAAUACAUGAAAGCAACGUACAGAUCCAGCCAGGGAACGUUGUUUCCUGUUUUGAUUAAAAAAAACCCAAACAAACAUACAAAUUAGUAUCUGUGAUACGAGGGAUAAAUACAUAGAUACUGUGUAAACAACGUGUAGUAUUUUUGGUCUUCAGUGCUUUAAGUACAACUUACAAGGUGAUAUAUGUAUAAAUAUUCUGUGUAACCAGUGUUAUUUUCAUAUAUAUUAUUUAUUCCAGCAUUUUAAUCAUAUUAUUAGUCAUAAUGACGUUUAGGUUCAGCAUGUGCACGUUGACCACGUGCAGAGGCAGGAUUAGUCAGUUAAACUGAGGGAUGUGGGAGAAAAAUGACACGGUAAUUUAACACUGAAAGAGUUGAGGGUCAAAGUUGUGACCUUUGCAGCCUAAACAGUAAUUCUAAGGUCAAAGCACUUGCACUGCCAUCUGUUAGAACAGUCUCUUUUAUAAGUGAUAAAAACUGACCAAUAAAAGUGCACAAUUGUCCAAACAUUGAUGAAUGAUAAACACGUGUGACACGAGAAAGAAAUCACCUGUACACCAAUGUUCAACGAUGUCAUUACAGCAAUCUUUCUCAUCGAAAAGACCUGUUGUUAAAAUGAACAUGACACUUUCACGUUCUAAAUAUUUACAUAACUCAUAGUGUGAUUGUACUGCGGUCAAGGAAACAUUUCCUUCAUGGUCCCAUUUAACACAUUGGUUAUUCACUCACUACUCUAAAAAAGAUAUAUUUCAUUAAAUGACAAAUAAAUAACAGACAUGUUGUCCCUUUUUGGAUUCAAUGUUGUACAAAAUGAUACAAAAAAAUAAAUGUUCAUAUAGUUUACAUUAAUUGAGAACUUUCUUUUUUGAUUAAGAAAUGACGUUAUAUGUAAAUGUGUGUAUUUAGGUGUGUGGAGAAGCCGGUGCUCAGUUAAUGGGUUUAACUGUGUCAGACUGAAUUCAGUGGAACACUGUAUUAGGUAAAGUCUCACACUGCUAUGAGCUGAUUCGGUCAAAGUGCUUCGUAGAAAAGAAAAUGUCAGGUACAGGUAACAACAGUCUAAACACUAAGGUAAUUUUUUUUAAAGAAUUUUAACAGAAUGUACAAAUAUAUAUAGAAAUAUUACAGAUUUGUAUUUUUAAUGUAGAAAUGUUCGAUUACUGUUUUUGGUGAAAAUACAGCAAAGCUUUACAAAGUACCCCUGUGGCAGUUGUUGUACAAUUAUUGUCUUUUUUUUUAUAUAACUUGUGCUUCUCCAUAAGCUCAGACAGGUGAGCUAUAAAAGUCCAUAAAA
This is a messenger RNA of Cynoglossus semilaevis (tongue sole), 4221 nucleotides long. It is a transcript of the gene slc24a1, whose product is annotated as solute carrier family 24 member 1. Bases 142 to 2337 code for a protein of 731 amino acids. Gene Ontology annotation, cellular component: plasma membrane. Gene Ontology annotation, biological process: long-term synaptic depression; intracellular calcium ion homeostasis; long-term synaptic potentiation. Gene Ontology annotation, molecular function: calcium channel activity; calcium, potassium:sodium antiporter activity. The transcript is spliced from 9 exons. The record is from RefSeq and is a predicted model, not a curated record. Lineage: Eukaryota; Metazoa; Chordata; Actinopteri; Pleuronectiformes; Cynoglossidae.